This is a messenger RNA of Rhinopithecus roxellana (golden snub-nosed monkey), 4700 nucleotides long. RefSeq names its product Cas scaffold protein family member 4 (gene CASS4). Gene Ontology annotation, molecular function: protein binding. Gene Ontology annotation, cellular component: cytoplasm; plasma membrane. Gene Ontology annotation, biological process: cell surface receptor protein tyrosine kinase signaling pathway; cell migration. The record is from RefSeq and is a predicted model, not a curated record. The transcript has 6 exons. Bases 910 to 3108 code for a protein of 732 amino acids. Lineage: Eukaryota; Metazoa; Chordata; Mammalia; Primates; Cercopithecidae.
AAAAAAAAAAAAAAAUGCAGACUUAUUUUGCACAGUGUCUGCUAUGCUGUAGGUCCUCUCUAGAGAUUGGAUCUGAAUGUAGGGAAAGUAGAAAGAGUUGGCAAGUGAUGAGAAACUGCAUGAGCUAGCGGGGGUUUCAAGUACAGCACACACGAUUGGUUGAUUUGAUUUAAGGGAGCGAAUACAGGUGUGGGACUCAGCAUAGCCCUCAGUGCAGAGCCAGCACCCAGAAGAUGUUAAUCAUUAGGUACCGUGAGCAAAGACCAGGAGGUGAGCGUGGGGUUCCGAGCAGGGAGAAUGCACAGCUGACAGGGUGGGUAGAGUGGAGACUGUGUCCUUUAAGGCAGCCUGCUUGACUGCUUUUAUCCUGGCUGUCAUAAGGCAAGUUUUCGGGAGCAGGAAGGAAGAAAAGCUGACCGCUAUCAGAAAUUUGGCUUAGUGGCCUCUCAUCAGGGAAAUGAGCUUGGUCUGUCGGGUGGGAGUUCACCAGAGUUGAAAGGACAAGAAUGCUGUAUGUUCAUACACUGAGCUCUUCAAAGUAGGAACUUCGCCCUCUAAAGCAGAAGAGUGGUGUUUUUCUUUCCUUCUUCUUCUUUUGUGGUUUCACAUAGCAAAUGAGUGACGGCCUCUACUUACAGACAAAGUGAGACGUCAGGCAGUGAGGCGUGAGUGUGGCUUGUAUUUCUGGUCCUCCGCUCCUUCACUGCUUUCAUUUUACUCUUAUCGUGCUUUCCAGAAAGUUCGCCUGCUGGGAGAGUCUUUUUGAUUAUUUCCCAUGUGUUGUCAGAUAGCACCAUAGAAUUCAGUUUCUGAGAACCAGCCAGAAGCAUGCAGUGACAUUGCAUAAUCUGCCUCUGAAGCCGGAGAUAUUAGCUGUAGAGCUCAGGGGAGCUGCUCCACAUCACCGACAUGAAGGGAACAGGCGUCGUGGACGGUGCGCCCAAGGCACUCCUGGCCAGGGCGCUUUAUGACAACUGCCCUGACUGCUCUGAUGAGCUGGCUUUCAGCAGAGGGGACAUCCUGACCAUUCUGGAGCAACACGUGCCAGAAAGCGAGGGUUGGUGGAAGUGUUUGCUCCACGGAAGGCAAGGUCUGGCCCCUGCCAACCGCCUCCAAAUCCUCACGGAGGUCACUGCAGACAGGCCGUGCCCCCUAUUCCCGAGAGGCCUGGAAGAAGCUCCUGCCAGCUCAGAGGAGACCUAUCAGGCCAUCAUCACGCUUCCCAGACCUGCCCAGGCCUCACUGCCGACUCUGCCUUCCCAGGUGUACGACGUGCCUACCCAGCACCGGGGCCCCGUGGUCCUGAAGGAGCCAGAGAAACAGCAGCUAUAUGACAUACCAGCCAGCCCCAAGAAGGCAGGACUCCAUCCCCCAGCCGACCAAGCAAGUGGGCAUGGUGUUCCCCUGAUAUCAGUGACUACCUUAAGAAAAGGCAGCUAUAGCACAUUACCAAGUCCUCAGAAAUCGGAAUGGGUUUAUGACACUCCAGUGUCUCCAGGAAAGGCCAGCAUCAGACACACGCCUCUCCCCAGCUUUGCAGAAGAAUCAAGGCUCCACGCUUUCCCCAGUUCCAGCUCCACUUUCCACAAUCCUCCAGGUGGCAGAGCCAGGUCCCUCACUCCACAACUGAAUACCAGUGUGCCCAUGCAGAAAAAACUCAGUCUUCCAGAAAUUCCUUCUUAUGGCUUUCUUGUACCCAGAGACACAUUUCCUUUGGAUGAAGAUGUCAGCUACAAGGUUCCUUCAAGCUUUCUGAUUCCUCGAGUGGAACAGCAGAACACCAAGCCCAAUAUUUAUGACAUCCCUAAAGCAAUAUCGAGUGUUUCUCAGGCUGGGAAGGAGCUGGCGAAAGCCAAGGAGGUGUCAGAGAAUUCCACGGGCCAUAAUUCCUCAUGGUUCUCCAGACGGACAACUUCCCGAUCUCCUGAACCAGACAGAUUAUCAGGUUCCAGAUCUGACAGCAGAGCCAGCAUUGUUUCUUUGUGCUCCACCACAUCCACCGACUCCUUCUCCAGCUCUUCCUCGGAGGAGUCAGCAAAGGAGCUCUCCUUGGACCUGGAUGUGGCCAGGGAGACAGUGAUGUCUUUGCAGCACAAGGUGGUCAGCUCUGUUGCUGGCCUGAUGCUCUUUGUCAGUAGGAAGUGGAGAUUCCGAGACUAUCUGGAGGCCAACAUUGAUGCAAUCCACAGGUCCACUGAGCACAUAGAAGAAUCUGUAAGAGAAUUUCUGGAUUUUGCUCGAGGAGUCCAUGGGACUGCCUGUAACCUCACUGACAGUAACCUUCAGAACAGAAUUCGGGACCAGAUGCAGACAAUCUCCAACUCCUACCGCAUCCUGCUUGAAACAAAGGGAAGCUUGGAUAAUCGCAAUUGGCCUCUGGAAGUUCUUGUGACUGACAAUGUCCAGAACAGCCCAGAUGACCUUGAGAGGUUUGUCAUGGUGGCACGGAUGCUUCCAGAAGACAUCAAGAGGUUUGCCUCCAUUGUCAUUGCCAACGGAAGGCUCCUUUUUAAGCGGAACUGUGAAAAGGAAGAGACGGUGCAAUUGACCCCAAAUGCAGAAUUUAAGUGUGACAAAUGCAUCCAGCCUCCCCAAAGAGAAACUGAAUCACACCAAAAGAGUACCCCUUCCACUAAGCAAAGGGAAGAUGAACACUCUUCUGAACUGUUAAAGAAAAAUAGAGCAAAUAUCUGUGGGAAGAAUCCUGGCCCUCUUAUACCCCAGCCUUCAAGUCAACAGACUCCUGAGAGGAAACACCACCUGUCUGAACACUGCCGGCUCUACUUUGGGGCGCUCUUCAAAGCCAUCAGCGCAUUUCAUGGCGGCCUCAGCAGCAGCCAGCCUGCGGAGAUCAUCACUCAGAGCAAGCUGGUCAUCACGGUGGGCCAGAAGCUGGUGGACACGCUGUGCAUGGAGACCCAGGAGAGGGACGUGCGCAACGAGAUCCUCCGCGGCAGCAGUCACCUCUGCAGCCUGCUCAAGGACGUAGCGCUGGCCACUAAGAAUGCCGUGCUCACGUACCCCAGCCCUGCCGCGCUGGGGCACCUCCAGGCGGAGGCUGAGAAGCUGGAGCGACACACGCGGCAGUUCAGAGGGACAUUGGGAUGAGGACUCUCUACCUCCCUUCCUCCUCUGCUCACCUCUCAGCUUCACACCCACAACUUGUGCAACUCUGUCCUAUGGGAAAAGCCAGCCGAGGCAUACACUGAUCAGCUGAAACAGACCUGGUACCCAAAGACCCAAAGCUGGUAGCACCAAGUGGCUAAGCAACCCCGGGGCACUGACUUACCCCACAGGGGGUCAGGAAAGAGAGUCCAGAACCCAGAAGGCAGAGGCUGCAGUAAGCUGAGAUCACACCACUGCACUCCAGCCUCACUCCAGUAUGAGGUAAAGACCUUGUGAAGUUUAGCAUAUAUGGAGUAUGCAGUAUCAGCUUGAAGUGACUUCGUAGAAAUAAUAUUUUAUAUUGAUUAAAUGUGUGCAUGUUUUGUUUGUUUGUUUUUUGAGACAAAGUCUCACUCUGUCACACAGGCUGGAGGGCAGUGGCGCCAUCUCAGCUCACUGCAACGUCUGCCUUCCGGGUUGAAGCAUUUCUCCUGCCUCAGCCUCCCGAGUAGCUAGGACUACAGGCAUGCACCACCAUGCCCAACUAAUCUUUGUAUUUUUUUUUUAAUGAAAGGUCUCACAUAUUUAUUACUGAACCCAGCUAACCAAUGCAUUCAUAACAGAUUCAGAGAGAAAAAAUAUAUUCCCAAUAAAACAUGUACAACUCUCCAGAGAGUGGUGACAUUUUCAGCUUGAUGUGGUAACAUGACUGUGACCUUCAGACAGCAUAAAUGUGUGUGCCGUCUCAUGUGCAAUUCCUUAUAGGCCCACCUUGGUUCUUCUCCAAUGUCUCCUCUUGGAGUUGUACUUGAUAUUAUUACCAGUUUUCAUCUGAAUCCACUGGGGAGUGGGGCGAUUUUGUUUUCGCUUCUUGGUCAGGAAUCACAAUCCUGAAAGUCUUAUGAGAAGACAUGGCAAGAAGCAGAGUCAAGCACACACCACAAUGGCAGAGAAAGGAAGAGCUAAUUUUUGUAUUUUUAGUAGAGAUGGGUUUUCACUAUGUUAACCAGGCUGGUCUGGAACUCCUGACCUCAGGCCAUCCCCCACCUUGGCCUCCCAAAGUGCUGGGAUUACAGGCGUGAGCCACCAUUCCCGGCAUGUACGUGUUUUAAAUUCACUCAUUUAACAUUUAUUUAUUGGAUGCCUACUACAUGCCAAGUUCUAGGUGCUGGAGACAUAACAGUGUAGCAGAGGCCUUGCCCUCGUGGAACCUACAAUCUAGUAGGGGAGUCAGACAGUAAAGUGAUGAAGAAAUACAUACACAGUAUAGCAGGUGCCAGGAAAAACGUAAGUUGGCGAAGCACAAGAGAAAUUGUUUUUAAAUGGUUAAUUUUUAUUGCAUUCAUUAGAAAAUAGAGUAAGUUUUUUUUGUUGUUUUGAAUUGAAUUAGUUCUGUGAGAUUGGUACAAAUUAUGUAUGUGUCUUGGUACAAAUUAUGUAUGUGUCUUGCACCCAUAAAUAUAUAUUUUUGCUGUGUUACUUUAACCUAAAGAUAGAUGUUAUAUUUACAACAUAACAUGAUCUGUUGGGUUCUCUAUUAAUUUAUUUCAUUCAUUACAGAUUCUGGGUUGAUAAAUUCUGCUCAGUUUGAAAAA